GGACCCGAGGAGGGGCCUGAGCCCCUGGGGAGACGUUGUGAGCAGCUGUCCUCAGCCCGAGGAACCUAGCUGCCUUGUGAUCACGGUAGUCGGCGGCCAUCCAAGAAAUGAUUAACUGAGUAAUGAUUAACUGAGCUUCCUCCGGGAGGGAGGGCGGAAACAGUUAACUCCCGUGACAGCUGCAAUCAUUUAGGCGUGGUUUUCUAGCCUGGCUUGGGCCGCACAAGAUCCGGGGCCAAGGGGCAGAGGAAGGACGGCUCGGGCGCCAGGCUUCCAGAUGGCUGAGUUGGAUCUGAUGGCUCCAGGGCCACCGCCCGGGAUCGCCGCUCACCCUCUGGCCACUGUCAGCCCAGACUCUGGGUCGAGCAGCCCGGUUGAAGAAGAGGACGUGGGCUCCCGGGGGAGCUCUCAGGAGGAGACAGAGGGACAGGGCAGCGGCUCUGCAGGGCAGGGGGGUCCUGACGUAGAGGGGGAGGCAGAGAUCCUGUGUGAUUUCUGCCUCGGGACUGGCAGGGUGAAGGCGGUGAAGUCCUGCCUGACCUGCAUGGUGAAUUACUGUGAGGAGCACCUGCGGCCUCACCAGGAGAACAGCAAACUGCACAGCCACCAGCUGACCGAGCCUGUGAAGGACCGGGACCUGCGCACCUGCCCUGCCCACCACAGCCCCCUGGUCGCCUUCUGCCGCCCCGACCGGCAGUGCAUCUGCGAGGAGUGUGGCCAGGACGAGCACAAGGGCCACGCCUCGGUCUCCUUGGAUGCUGCCCGCAGGGACAAGGAGGCUGAGCUUCGGGACACCCAGUUAGAGCUGGAGCGGAAACUCAGGUUGAAUGAAAACGCCAUCGCCAGGCUCCAAGCCAAUCACAAAUCCGUUUUGCUGUCCGUGUCAGAGGUGAAGGUGGUGGCCGAGGAGCAGUUUGGGGAGCUGUUUGCUGCCAUGAGGAAGGCCCAGGCCGAUGUGAUGCUCUUCUUGGAGGAGAAGGAGCAAGCCGCUCUGAGCCAGGCCAACAGCAUCAGGACGCACUUGGAGCAUAGGAGCGCACAGAUGGAGAAGAGCAAGCAUGAGCUGGAGAGGAUUGCUGCCCUCAGCAACACUGUCCUGUUCCUGGAGGAGUACUGCAAGUUUAAGAACACUGAGGACAGUGCCUUCCCUAGUGUUUACAUCGGACUCAAGGACAAGCUCUUGGGCGUCCGCAGGGUCAUCACAGACUCCACGGUGCACUUAAUCCAGUUGCUGCAGAACUACAAGGAGAAGCUCCAGGAUUUCUCCAAGGAAGAGGAGUAUGAUAUCAGCACUCAAGUGUCUACUGUUGUCGAGCGCAAGUAUUGGACCUCAAAACCUGAGCCCAGCACCAGGCAACAGUUCCUCCAAUAUGCGUGUGACAUCUCCUUUGACCCGGACACAGCUCACAGGUAUCUCCGGCUGCAGGAGGACAAUCGCAGGGUCACCAACACCACGCCCUGGGAGCAUCCCUACCCGGACCUCCCCAGCAGGUUUGUGCAUUGGCGGCAGGUACUGUCCCAACAGAGCCUCUACCUGCACAGAUAUUAUUUCGAGGUGGAGAUCUCCGGGGCGGGCACCUACGUUGGCCUGACCUGCAAAGGCAUCGACCGGAAAGGGGAGGAGCGCAACGGUUGCAUUUCUGGAAACAACUUCUCCUGGAGCCUCCACUGGAACGGGAAGGAGUUCACAGCCUGGCACAGCGACACGGAAACCCUGCUCAAAGCCAGCCCGUUCCGGAGGCUGGGGAUCUACGUGGACUUUCUGGGGGGGAUCCUCUCCUUCUACGGGGUAGAGCCCGAGGCCAUGAUUCUGAUUCACAAGUUUGAGUGCAAGUUUUCAGAGCCGGUCUACCCUGCCUUCUGGCUUUCCAAGAAGGAAAAUGCCAUCCGGAUCAUGGAUCUGGGAGAGGAGCCUGAGAAGCCAAUGGCAACCUCUGCCGAGGCUGCUCCCUAGACCCCAGACUCUUGCUGACCACAGAGACAGGGCAGAAGCCUGCAUCUUAAGGGGGACCUGGGGAUGGAAAUGUUUGCCAGUGGGAGCCGGCUUUAGGAGUCACAUGGGUCCCUGCACAAGGAGAGACGUCUCUGGCUUUUCCCUUUUGCUCCCUGCUGUGCUAUUCUCUAUGUUAUAGUGCUCCCUAGGCACGUACACCCCGUUUCUCAUCUUCUAGUGAUACUCUCCUGUCUGCUCAGGUGAAUAACACACUGUGCCCAGGCUCGGUGACCAGGAAUCUUCAGAGCAGUAAAAAAGAUGGCAGAAUCAAUUGCAAGCUCUGUUUUGCAUUGCCUACCCCCAGACACUGUUCUGGAUGCAGUGUGGCCAUUGAGUCCACCUUCACAGCAGCCCCCUGGGGGUAGAAGCUCCUAUCAUCCUCAUUUUGCGGAUGGGGAACCCCUGUUCCCGGGUGUGUGUGUGUGUGUGUGAGUGUCAGUGAACUUGCUCAAAGUCACUGCGCUCACAUGGCGAGCAAGUGGCAGAGCUGGGAUUUGAACGUGGGCACGCUGAUGCGGAGAUUUUCACCACCACACCAUGCUGCCCUCCUCAUUCCGUCAUGGGUAUUGCGGGUAAGGGAAUAAGCUACAUGAUGUCCUCCUCAGCAUGGACACCCAAUGUCUUAAACCCUCAGUGUGUCUGCACCCACUCCGUCUGGCUGGGUCGUGCAGCUGAGACCUCGUUACCUCAACAGCAGCUCAUCCUCUUUUUGGAUAGUAAAAAUGAUAAGAAAUGUCUUUCCAGAGUCCAAGUCUUAGUCCUCAUGACCUCUGAAGGGGGGGGGGUCUCACCUCGAGAUGUGAGCUUGUCUGAUUUCUCGUUCAGAGGACAGCCCUUCAGAUAUUUGGAGGCAGUUCUCACGCACAUCCCCCAGGGAAGUAGUCUGGUUUUCACGCUCCAUUUCCCACUUUUCUUCAUAACUUCUAGGUCUUUUCCUAUGAACUGUGUCAGGCAAGUCUCUCUUCCUCUUCGAUAGGUGCUGGUCUUUUCUCAAGAGUCUAUUUCUUUAUGUCGCUUGUCUUGUUUCCAGAGACCCCGCCCUCUAUUUGUAUCCAAGGAUUUAUACAGUGUAGGAUUUGAAUUUUUUAUCAGAUUUUUUUAAAAUUUGAAUUUUGUUGAGUUAAUUUUUUUUUUACUUGAAUUUAAAAUUUCAUUGCAUCAUUGCUGCCCGCUGAGAUACUUUGGAUUCAUGAUUCUGCAUCCAGUAGAUGAGCACUCCUUCCUAGCCUGGUGUCACCUACAGAGUUGGUAAACUUUUCUUCUGAAGUGUUAAUCUUGUUGAUACAUAUUCAUUAGGGGAGGGCCAAAUAUGGAAUCUGGCAGCUGCCAUUCGAUUCCUUUGGGUUUAGUUAUUCAAUAUGUUACAUCUUGGUAAAGCUGUACAUUAAUAUAGCCCACUUUUAACCCUUUAUCCACCGGACACCAGGAAGAACUUUUCCAAAGGCAGAAAUCAAGACAUGUCUGCCUUUCCUUGCUCCGCCUGUCUCACAAUGCUCUCAAAAGAGAAAAUGAGAUCAGCUUGGCCUGCCUCGUUUUUACUGAACCGCUGGUGGGUUAAUUGGUGCUGGCUGCUUUAUUUUCUAAAUGCUCACCAACUGCUCCAUUAAACUAUUUUAGGAUUCCUCUGCUGUGAGUCAACAUCAAGUUGAUGAGUCUGUUGUUUCCAGAACCUACCUUAUU
Molecule: messenger RNA, 3673 nt
Organism: Mirounga angustirostris (Northern elephant seal)
Lineage: Eukaryota; Metazoa; Chordata; Mammalia; Carnivora; Phocidae
Gene: TRIM16
Product: tripartite motif containing 16
Exons: 6
Coding region: 278-1954 (558 amino acids)
Molecular function (GO): zinc ion binding; protein binding
Source: RefSeq, a predicted model, not a curated record